Molecule: messenger RNA, 900 nt
Organism: Microthlaspi erraticum
Lineage: Eukaryota; Viridiplantae; Streptophyta; Magnoliopsida; Brassicales; Brassicaceae
Source: the annotation of a GenBank genome assembly
AUGGGUCAUUCUAAAAAUUCUCUCGUUCUUCUUCUAAUUCUUGCUUUAAUCUAUGGCGUUUCCUCCACCACUUUCACGGUGGUUAACCAGUGCAGCUACACCGUCUGGCCUGGUCUUCUCUCCGGCGCUGGAACCGCUCCUUUACCCACCACCGGAUUCUCCUUAAACCCGACUGAGACUCGUGUCAUCCCUAUCCCCGCCGCUUGGUCUGGUCGUAUUUGGGGCCGUACACUCUGCACGCAAGACGCAACAACCGGAAAAUUCACUUGCGUCACCGGUGACUGCGGUUCCUCAACCGUCGAAUGCUCCGGAUCCGGUGCCGCACCUCCGGCGACACUCGCUGAGUUCACUUUAAACGGAGCCGGUGGUCUCGAUUUCUACGACGUCAGUCUCGUCGACGGUUACAACAUCCCUAUGACGAUCGUUCCUCAGGGAGGCGGUGAUGUCGCCGGGAACUGUACUGUUACGGGCUGCGUCGCGGAGCUGAACGGCCCGUGUCCUGCUCAGCUGAAGGUGGCGACGACGGGAGCUGAAGGAGUUGCUUGUAAAAGCGCGUGUGAGGCGUUUGGGACGCCGGAGUACUGCUGCAGCGGCGCGUUUGGAACGCCGGACACGUGUAAGCCGAGUGAGUACUCGCUGUUUUUCAAAAACGCGUGCCCGAGAGCUUAUAGUUACGCUUACGACGACGGAACAAGCACUUUUACUUGCGGCGGAGCUGAUUACGUCAUCACUUUCUGUCCUUCUCCUAACCCAAGUGUGAAGAGUGCAUCGAAAGGAGGAUUUCAGCCCGAAGCGGUUAGCUACUCUGCGGCAUCUCCAAACGCGUCGCCAACUCUCUCUGCCGUGUUUUCGAUUGGCGUUUUGGCUGUGGCGUCUUGGGUUGUUCAACGCGCUUGGUGA